Endocarpon pusillum Z07020 is the source of this 711-nucleotide messenger RNA. RefSeq lists its product as uncharacterized. Bases 1 to 711 code for a protein of 236 amino acids. The transcript has a single exon. Gene Ontology annotation, biological process: transmembrane transport. Gene Ontology annotation, molecular function: transmembrane transporter activity. The record is from RefSeq and is a predicted model, not a curated record. Lineage: Eukaryota; Fungi; Ascomycota; Eurotiomycetes; Verrucariales; Verrucariaceae.
AUGACUCUCUCUGCUGUGGCAAUAUUUGUGUUGGCAAGUGGUAUCAGCGGCGGAGCGAACACUGAAGGCAUGCUCAUUUCCGGUCGUGCCAUUCAAGGUGCCGAGGGUGGUGGUCUUAACGUGAUGAUCGAUCUGAUCAUUUGUGAUCUCGUCCCCCUUAGAGAGCGGCUGAAGUUCAUAAGCAUCGUGUCUGCCAUGUUUGCCAUCGGCACAUCUAUGGGUCCCUUCGUCGGCGGAAGCCUUGUCCAGUAUUCCUCCUGGAGAUGGGUCUUCUACCUCAACCUCCCAAUUGGACCAGUCGCACUCGUCAUGCUGUGGGCUGUCCUGCACGUUAAAUACGAGAAGCAAUCCUUAAAACAAAACCUGAGACGCUUCGACGUCAUCGGCAGCUUUCUGUCUAUACCUUCGACCGUGGCGAUUCUAUUUGCAUUGACGUACGGCGGCGCCAUAUAUUCGUGGCCAUCCUGGGGUGUCAUCGUGCCGCUCAUUCUUGGACGUGUAGGCUUGGUCUCCUACCACAUAUAUGAAGCUUUGAGCUACCCAAAUGAGCCACUUAUACCUCCGCGUCUCUUUGGAACUAGGACUUCUGCAGUUCCCUUCUUCGCCACUUUCGUCCACACCCUCAUAUUCGUGUGGAUAAUCUACUAUCUACCAGUUUAUUUCAAUCUGUUCUCCAAUCUACGCCCACCAGAUCGGGCGUUCAGCUACUGA